GGUCUCGGUAAACGGAGCCAGUCUCUCUCUCCGGUCUGAAGAGAAACGGAGGAAAAAGAAACGGGAGAGGAACCGGAGCGACUGAGACCCGAACCGUCCGUGUGUCUGAGCUGAAGACAGGACGCGGCAGAAGUAGAGGAAGGAGAAGAAGAAGGAGAAAGAAAAGAAGAAGAAGAAGAAGGAGAGAAGCAGAAGAAGUUGCUCGGUAGUUUUCCCUCGCGCUCCAGAGGGUCUCGGUGCGGACAUGGAGCGGACCGGAACUUUCCUGCUGUCCGCGGCUCUUCUACUGCUUUCACUGGGAUUAACGGGCGCGCGAGCGGACACCUUCAAAGCCUGUCUUUCUGGCCAGUCUCCAGACUGCACUCUGGUCCAGUCCAAAGAUGACGACUUCGACUGGGAGCAAGGAGACACCCGAGACCGCCCGGCCAGCAACCCGUGGAUCCCUGCAGGGUCCUCCUUCCUGUUUGUGAACACAUCGGGUCGUUACAGCGGUCAGCGCGCCCAGCUGCUCCUGCCGCCACUCAAGGAGAACGACACGCACUGCGUCAGCUUCCUGUUUUACCAGGCGGGAGGCCGCGAGGGCGCCAUGCCUGCCACGCUCAAUGUCUACAUCAAAGAGAACAACAGUCCUCUGGGGGUUCCAGUCUUUAACUCUUCAGGCCCCGCCUACCACAUCUGGAAAGGGGUGGAGCUUGCCGUGUCCACCUUCUGGCCCAAUUACUACCAGGUGGUGUUCGAGGCGGUCAGCACCGGUCAGAGGGGAGUUCUGGCCAUCAAGGACAUCGUACUGCAGGGACACCAGUGCAUGAGCACACCUCACUUCCUGCACAUUAAAGGCGUGGAGGUGAACGCAGGACAGACGGCGACGUUUCAGUGCACCGUCAACGGACGACCGCAGAGCAACCUGCUUCUCUACCUGCAGGUACCCAUCAGGAGGUUCACAGGGUCUGUGACGGGGUUUCUAGUGAUCCUUGCUGAGGUUCCAGAGUUGUCUGAAGAGGUUCUAGUGAUCCUUACUGAGGAUCCAGAGUUGUCUGAAGAGGUUCUAGUGAUCCUUGCUGAGGAUCCAGAGUUGUCUGAAGAGGUUCUAGUGAUCCUUGCUGAGAUUGCAGAGGUGUCCGAAGAGGUUCUAGUGAUCCUUGCUAAGGUUACAGAGAUUUCUGAGGAGGUUCUAGUUCUAGUGAUCCUUGCUGAGGUUCAAGAGUUGUCUGGAGAGGUUCUAGUGAUCCUUGCUAAGGUUACAGAGGUUUCUGAGGAGGUUCUAGUGAUCCUUGCUGAGGUUGCAGAGUUGUCUGCAAAGGUUCUAGUGAUCUUUGCUGAGGAUCCAGAGGUGUCUGAAGAGGUUCUAGUGAUCCUUGCUGAGGUUGCAGAGUUGUCUGAAGAGGUUCUAGUGGUUCUACAGUGUAAUGCCUGCCGUGCAGCAGCUGAGUCCUCAGAGCCUCCUGUACCGAUCGCCCCUCCUCAGCUCACAGCGGUGGGCGCUACCUACCUGUGGAUCCAACUCAACGCCAACUCCAUCAACGGAGAUGGACCAAUCAUUGAGAGAGAGGUGGAGUACCGCACCAUGUCGGGCAUGUUGAUCGACACCACGCCCGUCGACAAGCCCACCCACAAGAUCGGACACCUGGACCCCGACACCGAGUACGAGAUCAGUGUGCUGCUCACCAGGCCCCUGGAUGGAGGCACAGGAAACCCUGGACCUCCGCUCAGAGCCAGAACCAAGUGUGCAGAUCCGAUGCACGGACCGCGGCGCCUCGAGGUUGUCGACAUUCAGUCCAAACAGGUGACGGUACGAUGGGAACCAUUUGGAUACAAUGUGACCCGCUGCUACAGCUACAACCUGACUGUACAGUACCGCUACAGACCUGCAGCGGCCCCCAGCAGGGAGCCGGUGAAGGAGGAGGUGGUGUACGACACUCUGAGCACCGUGCCGCAGCACGUCGUACGUAACCUUCCACCGUUCACCAACGUCAGCCUGAGACUUGUCCUGAGUAACCCCGAGGGACGCAAGGAGAGCGAGGAGCUGCUGGUGCUGACGGACGAGGACGUUCCCGGAGCCGUCCCGGUGGACUCAAUCCUCGGCAGCAGCUAUGAGCAGCAGAUCAGUCUGAGCUGGAGAGAACCGCUGCAGACCUACGGACUCAUCCGGCAGUACGAGAUCUCCUACAAAGCACUGAGCUCCUUCGACACAGAGUUCGACCUGUCCAAUCAGAGCGGCAAGGUGUUCAAACCGGCCAAUGAGACGAGCCAUGUGUUCACCGGACUCUACCCAGGCUCCACGUACUCCUUCACAAUAAGAGCGUCAACAGUUAAAGGCUUCGGACCCCCGGUCAUCACCCAGUUCACCACCAAGAUCUCAGCUCCUCUGAUGCCGGCGUACGAUCAGGAGUCUCCUCUCAAUCAGACGGACUCCUCUGUCACGGUCCUGCUGAAACCAGCUCAGAGCCGAGGAGCUCCAGUCAGUAAGUACCAGGUGGUGGUGGAGGAGGCGCCCCGCAGGCAGCGCAGAGGUACUGCAGAGAUCCUGCGCUGUUAUCCGGUGCCCAUUCACUUCCAGAACGCCACGCUGCUCAACUCCCAGUACUACUUCAGCGCAGAGCUGCCGAUGAGCGAGCUGAGAGCGCCGAUGCCCUUCUGUAUCGGUGAUAACAGGACCUACAGCGGUUACUGGAACGCUCCUCUGCUGCCUCAUAAGAGUUAUGGGAUCUACUACCAGGCUGUUAGCACUGCUAACGGGGAGACAAAGAUCGACUGUGUGCGGGUGGCCACUAAAGCCGCUAUAAUCGUCACCCAGCUCACCACGCCGUACAUUCGCAUCGCGCCGGCGGCUGGCGACAAGCAGCUAACAGGAGCUGCGACCAGGAAACCAGAACCAGAACAGGAGAAACAGUCGGACCACACAGUGAAGAUCGCUGGAGGCAUCGCCGGCAUCUUGCUCUUCAUCAUCAUUUUCCUUGGAGUCAUUCUGUUGAUGAAGAAACGACGAAGAAAUUAUCACUCCUACACUUACUACCUGAAGUUGGCGAAGAAGAGGAAGGAAACUCUGAGCUCCAGACAGGAAAUGACUCUGAUGGUCAACAGCUCCCAACACACAACCAUGGUGGACACGCACACGCUGAACGGACGCACUGUGUCGUCUCCGUCCUCCUUCACCCUGAAGUCAAACACCAUCAGCACCACCGUCCCCAACUCCUACUACCCAGAUCCCUUCGUACCGACGGCCAUUCUGGUGCCCAUUAAUGACGACAGUCACACUAUGACCAGUGAAACCAGCAGCCUGGUCCAGUCCCACUACAAGCAGAGGGAGUCGGAGCGCGAGGCGCUGCCCUAUCAGACGGGUCAGCUGCAUCCGGCCAUCCGAGUGGCCGACCUGCUGCAGCACAUCACCCAGAUGAAAUGCGCCGAAGGUUACGGCUUCAAGGAGGAGUACGAGGUCUGGCUGCCUGCUAGCGGGCUGCCCUCAGGGCUAAUCCAUUAUACAUACUGA
Micropterus salmoides (largemouth bass) is the source of this 3487-nucleotide messenger RNA. RefSeq names its product receptor-type tyrosine-protein phosphatase mu-like. Gene Ontology annotation, molecular function: protein binding. The record is from RefSeq and is a predicted model, not a curated record. Gene Ontology annotation, cellular component: membrane. NCBI's taxonomy places the organism in Eukaryota, Metazoa, Chordata, Actinopteri, Centrarchiformes, Centrarchidae.